Messenger RNA from Leptinotarsa decemlineata (Colorado potato beetle), 1189 nucleotides. RefSeq names its product prostaglandin reductase 1. The record is from RefSeq and is a predicted model, not a curated record. Gene Ontology annotation, biological process: prostaglandin metabolic process. Gene Ontology annotation, molecular function: 2-alkenal reductase [NAD(P)H] activity; 15-oxoprostaglandin 13-reductase [NAD(P)+] activity. Lineage: Eukaryota; Metazoa; Arthropoda; Insecta; Coleoptera; Chrysomelidae. Gene Ontology annotation, cellular component: cytoplasm.
CUUAUAAAUUAUAAAUCACAUCAACCGCUACGCAACGUUAUCAAUACAAUUAUUAUUUUCUGACAAAAUUAUGGCUGUAGCACAUAAAUUUGUUUUUCAGAAACAUUUUGAUGGUUUUCCCAAAGAAAGCGAUUUUAAACUUGAAAAAGAAGACUUGCCAAUACCUAAUGAUGGCGAAUUUUUAGCUGAAGCAGUUUAUCUCAGUGUUGAUCCUUACAUGCGACCAUAUUCUCGUGCUUUACCAAUUGGAUCUACGUUCAUGGGAUCACAAAUUGCUAGAAUAACUGAGAGCAAAAAUUCCAAAUAUCCUAUUGGGAAAUAUGUAAUAGGUAACUUUGGAUGGAGAACUCAUACUAUUUCCGAUGGAAAACUUGGUGAACCAAUGAUAUUACCAGAUUUCGGGAAAUUACCGCUGUCGCUUGGACUUGGAGUGUUGGGCAUGACUGGAGCAACUGCAUAUUUUGGAUUCCUUGAGAUAUGUAAACCGAAGAAAGGUGAAACAGUUGUGGUUUCUGGAGCAGCGGGAGCUGUUGGAAGUCACGUUGGCCAAAUAGCAAAAAUCAAAGGUUGUACAGUAAUAGGAAUAACGGGAUCAGAUGAAAAGGGAAAAUGGCUGGUAGACGAACUUGGCUUCGAUCAUUUCAUAAAUUACAAAACAACAGAUUUAGAGAAAGUUUUACCUGAAGUUGCACCAAAUGGAAUAGACUGUUACUUUGAUAACGUUGGAGGUGAUAUUAGUUCAACAGUAAUCUACCAAAUGAACCACUUUGGCCGUAUCGCAGUUUGUGGAGCUAUAUCUGGAUAUAACGAAGGAGAAAAACAAGAUGUUAUCAUCCAGUUCCCAGUGACCUUUCGUCAACUCAGAAUGGAGGGAUUCAUUGUUUCCAGAUGGAACGAAAGACGAAUGGAAGCAAUAAAACAAAACCUUGAAUGGAUCGAGCAAGGCAAACUAAAGUAUCAGGAAACCAUCACUAAUGGUUUCGAAAAUAUGUUCAAAGCUUUUUAUGAUAUGUUAAAUGGUGGUAAUGUGGGGAAAGCUCUCGUCAAAGUGUAGAUGUGGCUGUUGCAUUUUGAUACAUGUCAGUAAAUUGCAAAUAAUGAACUCGAGAGGUUUUAUACAAAAGUGAAGGUGUUCAUUGUUGGUUAUCGUUACCAAAGGCAUUUCAGAAUUAAAUAUUUUUGAGUAUCA